Akanthomyces muscarius is the source of this 1245-nucleotide messenger RNA. RefSeq lists its product as uncharacterized. Lineage: Eukaryota; Fungi; Ascomycota; Sordariomycetes; Hypocreales; Cordycipitaceae. The coding region runs from base 1 to 1245 and encodes 414 amino acids. The transcript has 3 exons. Gene Ontology annotation, molecular function: prenyltransferase activity. Gene Ontology annotation, biological process: alkaloid metabolic process. The record is from RefSeq and is a predicted model, not a curated record.
AUGAUGGAGGCAGCUCAAUAUCCCGUGGAGAAACAGUAUGAGAUACUCAUGUUCCAUUAUCAUUGGAUUACACCAUAUCUAGGUAAAGCUUUCAGAGUGCGUGGUAACCUUCAGUGGCAUUCUGUCUUAGGGGUUGAGGGGCUACCACUGGAGUACUCGUGGAAAUGGAACACUGCUAAGUCACGGCCCGAAAUCCGGUAUACUCUGGAGGCUAUCAGCCAACUGAGUGGUACGGCAACGGAUCCCUUGAAUCAAGAUGCUUCGCGAGUGCUCUUACACAAGCUCAGCGAGGCGAUGCCGGCCGUCGACGUUUCUCGCGUCUACCAUUUUCUCUCCUCUUUAUAUGACCACGAUCGAUCGAAAUACUGCCAGGAAGCGGCAGAGGGCACGCGGCUCGCCACUACUACCCUCAUUGCGGCUGAAUUUCCGUCUACCGGCGUGACGCUAAAGACCUACUUUAUCCCUCGCAAGUUGGGCAAUAAAGGGGGGCCUGUUACCACAGAAGCAUGGGGGGAAACUCUACGUGAGCUGGAACCUGAGAGCACAGGUCGAACGCAAGUGUGGGACUUCUUCAAAAAUAAUCCAGAGGGGAAGCUACUACAGCCAUUCAUGAUAGCUAUAGACAACAUCGCCCCCGAGCAGUCGCGGCUCAAGCUCUACUGCCGGACGCCACGUACCAACUUUGCGUCUAUACGUGAGGUGAUGACAGUGGGUGGUCGGAUUUCCGUUUCAGACAGCCAAUUCGAGGAUCUUCGCACUUUGGUUGCCGUGGCCGUCGGCUUAGAUGCAAACUUCUCCGACGAGCUGGAGUGGCCACUAUCUCAGCAGUCCAGCAAUGCAGCAGUAGAUGCAUUUUCCGAGCUUCCGGCCCUUCAAUCAGGACUAAUCUACUACUUCGAUAUUGCUUCAGGUAUUCCGCAACCAGGAGUCAAGCUGUAUAUUAUGGUACGGCAUUAUGGGCCUGAUGAUUUGAUUCUAGGACAGGCUAUUGCAGGUUGGAUGGAGCGUCAUGGCAGGGGUGGUUUCUGUGACGCGUACCUGUCUAUGCUUCAGAAGUUGUCUCCGGAUAGUGAGCUGUCUGGGAAAAAAGGCGUACAAGUGUACCUUAGCUGCAUGUUCAAGGGCAGUGGAGAGCUUGAGAUUACCUCCUACAUCGCUCCACGAGGCUUUUCCCCCACUAGCGGUUUAUCUCCCAGCGCACUGUCGAUUCCUCCCCGGGUAUCUCUACGUCGCCGCGACAGUUGA